GAGGCUGAGGCAAGGCUGCGCUCCCCCAGCCUUCCUGAAACACCUUGGGACGAGGGGCAGGAGCUGCUUCCUCUGCCUGGGGCUCAUCUGGGCCCCUUCCUGGUGCUUUCGGGCUGGUCCCCUGCUGCAUAUGGGGAUGUCCUGAAGCCCCUUCCAGCUUUGCUGCUGUGUGUUAACUCUGUGAUGCCAAAGCCCCUAUGGAGCAGGCAGGGCCCCACAGUCAGAAAAUGUCUGUGUCUGACUUCUCAUGCCCCAAUGCUGUUGUUGUUGCUUCUAUGCCACCUCCAUCUUACCACUGAAAUGAAGCAAGACUCUGUUAGGAGCGCUGCCUAUGCUGUGGACUGUGAGGAUUACGUGCACGUGGUGGAGUUCAGUCCGUUUGAUAGUGGAGAGGCAUGUUCCCUAAUUGCAUAUGGUGGCAACAAUUAUGUCGUUGUUGGGACUUGCAGGUUUCAAGAGGAGGCUGCAGAAGUGGAAGGAAUACAAUAUAAGAUGCUAAGAACAUUUCAUCAUGGGAUCAGAGUUGAUGCCAUAGCAUGGAGUCCAGAAACCAGACUCAAUUCUUUACCUCCCCAGAUAAGGUUUUGUACUGCAGCUGCUGAUGGGAAGUUAAGGCUGUUCACUUCAGACCUCCAGGAGAAGAAUGAAUAUAAGAUUUUUGAUGGCCACUCAGAUUACAUUAAUGACUUGGUAUUUGCACCUAAAGAAGGUCAGGUGAUUGCAAGUGUAGGAGAUGAUCACACCUGCAGGGUUUGGGAUCUGGAAGGAAAUCAAAAGGCUUAUUUUGUUCUUCGUUCCCCUGGAGUGAGUGUGUGCUGGCAUCCUGAGGAGGCUUUUAAGUUGAUGGUGGCAGAGAAGAAUGGAACGAUACGAUUCUACGAUCUCACUACACAGCAAGCCAUUCUGUCUCUUGAGUCUGGACAAAUGCCGCUGAUGUCAGCAGACUGGUGUUUAAAAAACACCUUUAGAAUUGGAGCAGUAGCUGGGAAUGAUUGGCUAAUCUGGGAUAUCAGGUCCAGGUAUCCACAAGAUAAAAGACCUGUCCACGCGGAUCGAGCCAAAUUAUUCAGGUGGUCCCGAGUGAAUGAAAAUUUGUUUGCUACUACUGGCUAUCCAGGAAAGAUGUCUAGUCAACUUCUAGUUCAUCAUUCAGGACAUCCUCAGCCCAUUCUCAUUGGCUCAGCAGCUGUAGGAUCUGGUCUGACCUGGCACAGAACUCUUCCAUUAUGCGCAGUUGGAGGAGAUCAUAAGAUUUUCUUUUGGAUAACAGAAAUGUAAAUAAAAAUCUAUUGUGAUUGUUAAACUUUCCAAAUACUGUCUUUCUGUAGUAAAAUACAAAGAAAUCUAGUCACUCACGUAUAUUUGUUGAGAAACUGUAAAAACAAAGUAACCAAAAUAUGCAGACAAAACAAUUUAAAUCCCUUUGCUUUUGUAUAGAUUACAUAUAACAAGUUUUUGUAAAGCAUAGCUCAGGGACCAGAUUCUCUUCUACCUAUUGGAUGUCUUAGUGGACUUAGAUGCUGUGGUACAAUUUUGUUCUACCCCGAAAAAUCUGUUAAUGCAGCUAACAUUUGUAACACAGUGGGCGCGUCUAAAUGAGAUUCUUACUAGGCAUUAGCCUAAUAACACUGCAUAGUAGUGCGUUACAGCAAAAAACGUACUAAUAGUGUACUGCGCAAGGUUAUUAGACUAAUGCGCAGUAAGCAUUGCUAAACCAUGUGCCAGUGCUACUGUGCAUUAAUUCUAGGUACUGCGUAUUUAGUUAAUAUUUUAUUAAGGAAGUACUAAACUAAAUGCACAGUAUCUAAAGCGCAUUAAUGAACAUGUAGACAUGCCCACAGUCAUACUCUUAAGCUUGAGUCACAAAAUAGCAACGAGGAGGAAGACCAACCCACCUUUUGCAUUAACUGUUUUUUGGAGACUGAAGGAGAAUGUAACAUAAACACACUUAGGCACCUAAAUUCACUCAUGCACCUGAUGGGUGGUAUAGAAUUGGCCCCAUGUCUUCAGUAUUGGUAUGUUUUUUCCUUUGAAAUCAAAUGUGUGUAUUUUUCACAAUACAUUUGUUGAGAUGUAAGAGGUUUUUUAUACAGUCUCCAUGAGACCAUGUUCAAGUGACAGUUUUGUCUAAAUAUGGGGCUUAUUGCUAGAUUAAUCUAUGCCUUAUGAAGAUCUGAGCUGUAUUAGCAGAUGUUUCUGAUGCUGUCAAUGCAGCCUCUGCAACCAACCAACCGCUUCUGUCCACUGGUAACAGCAAGCUUCCAUGGACAUCGCCUUACUAAAAAGGAGAAUGUUUGUUUUUUAUCUACUGUCAGAAAAUGUUAUUCUUAAGCUAUCAGUUUGCUAUAGUGAGCACAUUUGCUGAAUGUACCUGUUACUGAUAAUACUGAACUGGUUUAUUAUAUUAAUAAUCUGAGUAAUCAUGUUUAACUUUUGCCAUAUCUGGAAGCUACUACCUAUGAGAAAUCAGGAAAAUUGACUUAUUUUCACAAUAUUAAGGGGGUGGAGAAGGAAAUAAUUUUUUAGCAUUUGACUCUAUAUUAGUAACUAGUAGACCCAUCUGAUUUGGAUUUUAAAUUAUUUUAAACUAAUCUUUUUAUGUUGUCAUGAACUUCACAUGAAGUAUAACAAAUAGCCUGAGAAAUAUCCUUUUGAUAUACAGUUGUCUUUACCCAGCCUACAAGAAGGGGAGGGGCAUGACGUGUCUGCUUUCUAGAAGUAUGCUUUUCUUGACCCUCUAACCCAGUGGUUCUCAACCUACGGGCCACAAAGACAUUUGACAGUGUAGAAAUGAGAGGUAUUACAGAAUAUUGAUUUGUACUGCAUUACUGUCAGAUAACAGAUACAAAACAACAUUUUUAAAUGGAUACUCAGGAAGUAAGUUGUGUGGGUGCAGCCCACACAACACAUUGAGAGCUGCAAGUGUGGCCCACUGUGGCAAAUAGGUUGAGAACCACUGCUCUAACCCAGUGUCCAGAAAUGAAGAAAAAGCCAGAGGGGGAAGUUGAGCAGUAGAGACAGGCUUUCUGUCCCCUUAGAUAGCUCCAGUAGUGCAAACUGGCUUUCAAGCUUUCAGACAUUGAGUGGUUCACUCCACAAUAAGGUAGGUAAAUUUGCUAUAGCAGCUCCUGUGUUAUUGUUCAUCCUUACUAGCAACAUAUAGGGUGUUGACAAAGAUAAGGGGACUUAACCGCAGCUCAGAGAGGGUUAUUUUCUUCUCUGACCAUUAUGGCAGUUGGUGAUUGCUGAAGUUAUAGUCAGGACCAUAAUUUAGAGCAACCUUAAGUUUGCCUGGUACACAAUUAUGUACCAGGCAAACUGGUACACAACCAUGCCAGUAUCAAGACAGCAAAAAGCUAGCUAAAAGGCAUCUUUUAAAAAUUCAUUAUUCCUUCCCAAUCUUUAUUUCUUUCUUGAGAGGUUAAUGUUUUAAUCUCCCACCAGAAUUUACAAGAAACAUGACCAUGAAAUUUGUCAAAAAAUAAUUUAUUAUUCCCACCACUGUCUGAAAUUUGUUUUUCUCCAAAUCAGACGGUGUCAUUUUCUGUAAGAACUGGAGUUUUGUUAAUCUUGUUCAGAAAGGUUUAGCAGUUUUUUAUUUUGAGUGAUCAUCGUGUGAUUCUCCCCUAUUCAAAGGCAUCCAAAAUGUAGAGAGCUGUUUGGGGGCUUUGGGGUUUUUUUUGUCUCUUUAAUUCUGCUUUAUAUAUAUCUUUUCCUUUAUUAAGUCCUGCUCCAUUCAUAUUCUUAUACCACAUCUGUCUUCAUUGUAUUUGGGUAUCUACAUUCUAUGUACAGCAUACUUCCUACAUUGUAUUGAUAGUUGCUGAGCCUUGAAUACUUGUCUCAGCUGUUUUCUCAUUUCAAUAGCAACUAAUGCAAUGGACAUCCUUAGGGCUUUUCUGGUCUUAUGGGUUGUAGCUUUAAAAAAAAAAAAGAAUCAUAACCUCUCUUCUACUUGAUGUCAAUGGUUGGGCAAACAAGAAUGAGUUUUACAGUACGCAGUUUUCUCAUGUAACAAGCUAUUAUGAGCAAAUUUUAAAACACUAUAGCUUACAAUGCACUGUUUCAAGAAUUGUUUCAUUUUUUAUAUUUAUCAGUAAAAGAAGAGCCUUUCUUACAAAUUCUAUUGAUAUAGCUGCAGACCAGUCAGUCAUUUUAAACUGUAUGAAUUUUCACAUGUGCUUUCAAUUAAGUUUAAAUUGCCCUCUUUUAAACAGGGAAGUCAUAUGUCCGUGUGUCAUCACCAUUUUGUAAUGCAGUAAAAUUCUGAUUAUUUCUUCGUUGACUCAUUGCCAUAAAAAGAAAACAGCUACAAAAACUUAACUAUUAUGUUUCUAACUUAGAUUGGGAACUGUCACUUACACAACUCUUUAACUUUCCUUACCCCCAAGAAUAGCUUGGUAGACUUGCUUCUGCCGAAGGUUAACUGACUAUCCUCUAAUGAAGUCUUCAGGCUUUUUGUAGUUUCAGGAACAGAAUCAGACCUGUCAAUCCCAAGCAAAAAAUAGAUUCCUUCUAAUGUGGAUGGACACACAUCAGCAGAUGGAAUGCUUUUACUAGUGGUGCAUGUGUAGAGGGACAUCUGGCACACAGCAUUUUUUUUUGCCUUGAGAAACAGCAUGUUUGCAACUCUAGCAAGUUUCUCUGUUUCUGACAUGGCAACAAAUCAGAAAUCUGUUCCAAAUGUGCAUUUCUUGUCAUUGAGCCUGUGGAUGAUGGGAGCAAGGAAACUGGAUAGCUUUUGGACCUACUACAGCCACUAGGAUUUAUAAUUAAAAGCGCCCGCAUGCCACGUGUAUCAGCGGCACAGUGCGCCUCCACGCUCAGCAAAUGGUGGAGGUGUGCUUUGAACUAAAGCCCAUCGAAUGGGUUUUAGCUCAAAGCGCACUGCUGCCAUUUUCUCAAGGCAGAAGAAUGCUGCGCUGCUGAUGAACAUGACACGCAAGGCUGCCAGAGUGCAUCAAUUUACAUACUCUGACAUACUGGAUUUCUAGUGUGUCAGAGCAGGCUCUCCAUGUGUGUGUAAGUGCCCUAAAAGUCUAAACUAGUGCAUUGGUGGUGAUGGUUACAAAGACUGGUCUUUGCUGAUAUAUGCACUCAUGCUUGCCAGGUCUAUAAUCUGGACUCUGUCCUCUAACAAUAAGCUGUGUCCUUAGCAAACAUGGAUUGCUAGUUGCUUGGUUAAAUUUUUGUUAGUCCUUAGCAACCAUCUCUGAUGUGGAGGUGGAAGGGCUGAGAAGUGUCAUGGCUUUUAAUCUCAGCAAAAACUAAAUUCAAUCCCCUGCAUGUAAUAUCCUCCAGGACAAUAACCGUGUUGCUCAUAACCCAAGAAGUCCUCCAUUAUGCAGUAUUUCCCCUGUACCAUACUUACUCAAAUCCAAGAUAGGGUUUGUCGUUUUUUUUAUCUCCAUUCAACAAAGAGGAAAAAGCCCCUGUUCUUGGAUUUUAGUACAGGGUGGGGAGAAACAGGCAAAUGCUCUGACUCUGGCUCUGACCCCAACUCAGAUCUGUAGCCUCUGCUUACCCCCUUCCUCCUUUCCCCCUCACCCCUCCUCCACCUGGGGUAAGGGCUGGAGCUGCCACUGCUGCAACUGCUACUCUGUGGUCAGGUGGGGGCGUGCCCUGAGACAGACAGAGCCCUGAUUGAGACUAAUCAGCCAGCACAUACAAGCACAUGGGGGCAGGCAGCGGUAGGUGAAAGUGGUGGAGGGCAAGCAGUAAGGGGCAGGGGUCAGGCCACCUGCCCCCUGCCACUGCUUGCCUCCUUGCUGUCACUUUCCCCAUUGCAGUGGGGGGAAGGGUGACACGAAUGUAAGAUCUCUCCUAUAAUUAGGUUCUAUUCAUAGAAAACUAUAAAGAAAUUUAAAAUUUUCCAUAUAUAGAAUCUAAUUAUGGGGUGGGGGUCAUCUUAAAUUUGAAGUUGGGUAAAUAUGGUAAUACUAGAGAUGGUAAAUGCUUACUGCCAAGCUCUGGGUCCUUCUUCCUCUACUGGUUGUCCAUAGCCCACCCUACACCAAUCAAAAGAAUAUAUCCCCAGACUGUCACCUAGCCCAUCCACCCAGGGGACCUGAAUUAGGCUUGCUGCACUGUAUUCUGUUCCUGAAUACCAGGCUCUCUGAUGCUUCCUCCGUCCCCUUGGCCUCUGCUUUGCAAAGCAUGCCUCCUUGUUCAUGAUACGGUUACACAGGAGUUUGGGUUCUGUCUUGGGCAAAAAUAACAAACACCCAAUAAAAGUCUUCAGAGUGGGAGCAGGUAGACAAAGAAUUGCCAAACUUGUCCUUCCCAUUUGAUUGACAGUGAAUGGAUUCGAGUCACUUAAUUUGUGUUGAAAGGCAGGCUGCCUCAUCCCCAUCUCUAUCAGGCUCUUUGAACUGUUUUCCACAUAAAUGCAUUUUUCUCGUGCUUAUUCCAAAAUCAGAGGCCCUGCAGUCCUCAUAGCAAAGGUUAACCAGAACCUCUACAUGCUCCUCCUAACAGCAGUGGGGAGGGAGCACCUUCUGUUUAGGUCAGCUGGACUAAAUUGUACCAACAAUGGAAUAGGUCCUGGACAACAGUGACCAGAUGGAUGUAAGUCAUAAAUUAGCUUCUUAAUAGCAUAACAAAGCAGGGGUGACUGGGGACUUAGAAGGGAGGGGUGUAAAAAUAGCAGCAGCUGAACUGUCCCAUGUGGCACUGCUGCCCAGGGUGCUCAGGUGUCCAGUUGCAUCUUUGUAGCUUCCAGUGUAUUGGAGGAUAGUGGGAGGUUAGCAAGUAGAAGGGCUAGUACAUACAAGUCCUGGGCACUGUGGAAGAGAACUGAAAGGCUAUCCAACUGUGAAUUCAGUGGCACAUACUUAAGCUGCAGAAUAGGCAAAUUAGAGCACAUUUCAAGAUGCAGCAUUUGCUUCGCUCCUGACUACUGCAGACCACAAUGGCACAGGUUCUCUCUGCCCUCAGUCAUCUAGUUAAAGAGUUGUAUGGGGAUGGGGUGGGCUGAUGGAUGAGAACAUGUUCUGCAGCAUAUCCAGAUUACUUACCUAUGCAUCCUAAUUAUUCCUAUAGCAAUGGGCACUAUAAAAGUGCUGUCCUUGAAACAAUGCCACGACGAAUCCUAUUUUUAUUAUUUUACUUGUAUAUUACAAGAACAUUUAUAUCACCCCCGUAGUUCUGGGUGGCAAUAUCUAACACCAGUCCACGCACACAGUCCAAUUUGCUUUGAUUGUUGGUACAGUCUGAAGUCUUGGGUUGCUCAAAAGGCUGCUCAGAUUCUAUACUGCUGGGAAAGAAAUUAUAUCGUACUUUGUAAAUUUACCUAUAUAAAUUGGAAGCCAGAAUUUUCCCCCCUCAAUUUUCCCUUGUUUUUUCUGGAUUAUCCCAGAAUCUGGAAGGGUAUUGCCCAGUUCAAGGCUUUUAGUACAUUUUUUUUCUCUCUAUGAAAUACAUACUUAGAAAAUAAUCUAAAAUGAGUAGCCAGUAUGUGUUCAGUAUAUUUCUUGUGAGCUGCUUUGCAGAACAAAAUCAUUUGUGUUUCUUAAUCAAACUUCAGACUGUUACACACUUACUAAUUUAAUUUGCAUUUGCAUGGACAUAAGUCAGAUUAAAAUACUAGAGUAUUUCAAUAAACUUGCAGUAAUAAAAAGCAUCAAUUCAUCAGCUGGUUCAAAGAAGUCUUGAACAAACUGUCUGCAUCCAAGAUACAAGGAGAUGGGAGGAGCUUUUGAUGUUUUCUUAGUCUAAUCUGUCAAAUGUCAAUAUAUAACAGGCAUUUUCAAAUGAUUCCAAAUGAGCUAACAUUUAUAUCUACAUGUCUUUAAGUUAAGAGGAAAGAAAGGUGACAGAUGAAAGUUUGCUUUUGUAAACCUAUUUAACUGUGAAGGGCUGAUAUCCCACAAAUCUUUUUAUUUGCUAACCUGGUACACAUUAUCACAUAGCUAAGUCAUUGUGAUAUGGGAUAUCAGUUUUGGUUUUUGUUGUUUUUUUCAUUUGCUUCAAUCUAUGAAAAAUACUCAUUGAGGGGUAUAACCAUCCAUUUCUUACAUGUAUUUUUGCCAGUUUCCUUCGUAAGCGUAGACUUAGAGGACUUCAUUGGAAAUCAAACUGUUUAUUUCUGACCUUCUCAGCUGUUCAUUGGACCACCUUAAUAAAAACAAUGGUUGCCUCUAUGGAGGAUCAGGUGAAACCAUGGCUGGAAAUGUCCUUGGAUCAGCUCUUUAUUUCUGUUUAGCUUACUUCUUGGUUGUACAGAUAUUUGACUUCUAUGCUGAUCGUUAACAGAGUACCGUACCUUGGGAACUGUAACAUUUAUAUAAGCUUAUAAAAUACAUAUGAACAAUUGUAAAUUACAGUUGUCUUUGCCAGUUUCUUCAGCUUGUGCAAACAGUUUCAUUCUGCUUUUGGCUAGAAGCUCAAUUUUUGUGCAAUAUAAAAAUCUGUCAAAUUAGUUUCCAGUGCUAUUGUCAAUACAUGCAGUUGCCACUUCUCUUUAUGGUAUGUUAAUCACAAGACCUGCCGAUGGUAUUUUUAUUUUUACUGAUGGUAAAGACAAAGCUUUGAUCCCCUUUCUGAAGAUACUGCUUUAGUGUUUCUUGUUGGCUUAAGUCCACCUAAAGUUAGCUUCUUGCCAACACUAAAGUUCAACUUAAAAAUCAUUUUUGAAAAACAGCCACCCUGAAACUAAGCUGAACUUCAUUGCAGUGCAAAAUAAUUCCUAUGUGUAUGUGUGUGUGUGUGACUGACCAUAGUCUGCCUUCAGUUACAUCCUAUGCAAUGUUAUUCACUUAAAUUUGAUGUGUAGAUUUCUAUACAAGCUUAUCAUCCAAUAAGAGUGAAGGUAAAAAAAAACAAGCAAAACAUUUAGUCUGUAUACAUAGUUGUUAUCCCAUAAUCGUGUAUAAAUCCUCCCACUAGAGUUAAUUCAUUCUUUACUUAUUAAAAAGGAAAUAAUAUUUUCAGUUUGACCUAGGAAUGGAUAAAAUAAAAUUCAGGAAAAAAAUCUCAGUUCAGAUAAAAUAAAAACACCUUUUAAAAGCUUUUGAAAGUUUGGAUAAUUUCCCCCUACUCCAUUGUUUGUAUAUUUUCCUUUCAUACCUCUCUGCGCUUCCUGGUUCCAGCUGGGAACAAAAGUGCUGUGAUACAAAUUUCUGAGCAGUUAUUUUGGUUUAAUCAAAAUGAGAAAGUACCAGAAAUCUGACAAGAAAGCCAGUUCUUACAAGAUUUUCUGUCCUGUUUUACAAACCAAAGGCGUUCAGAUAAGGUUUGACCAACACCCAAAAUAUCUUGGAAUGCUGGAAACUGAACCAGUAUUAGUCUCUUCAGCAUUGCCUGGAAACCUUUAGAUAAUGGACAUUCUUGUUAAAAGAGAGCCAGUCUUCAUUCAGGUAGUAAGGUAAUUAAAAUGGGCAAGAAUGUUAUACAUAAAUUUUCCUACAUAAACAAGUCCUUGGAGUUUCUGAAGGGAAGGGGUUGAAUCAAAGAAGACAAGUUGUGAUUCUGUCACGUUGUAAUCUUUUUAAUUUUAAAAGAUUUGUAACACAAGCUACUGAUCCGGUUUCCUUAACAUUGAGCUUGUUUUGUAAAUCUUAUUGAAAUGUAUCAGUUAAAUUAGACUGAAGAUUAUAUUUUGUUAUUGAAUGUAAUUUUGUG
Molecule: messenger RNA, 9621 nt
Organism: Alligator sinensis (Chinese alligator)
Lineage: Eukaryota; Metazoa; Chordata; Crocodylia; Alligatoridae
Gene: NUP37
Product: nucleoporin 37
Exons: 10
Coding region: 184-1278 (364 amino acids)
Cellular component (GO): nuclear pore outer ring
Molecular function (GO): protein binding
Source: RefSeq, a predicted model, not a curated record